Messenger RNA from Schistosoma haematobium, 958 nucleotides. RefSeq lists its product as uncharacterized. NCBI's taxonomy places the organism in Eukaryota, Metazoa, Platyhelminthes, Trematoda, Strigeidida, Schistosomatidae. The transcript is spliced from 3 exons. The record is from RefSeq and is a predicted model, not a curated record. Bases 1 to 732 code for a protein of 243 amino acids.
AUGCCAAACCAGUCAAAUCAGAAGUCAGAAGUGAAGAGGUUCGAAGCGUACCGCGCAUCAGUGUACGGAUCCACGGGAUUUUCACCUGCGACCUUACUCUUUGGACAUGAAUUACGCCUACCUGUUGAGCUACAAAUACCGUUGUUACCAUGCGAGGCUCAAGAUCAUGUAUUAUACAUCCGUAACCUUCGCAGCCGUCUAGCCGACGCAUAUCACCUAGUUAAGAUCAACCUACAAAAUGCUAGCAAACACCAAAAUGAUGUGUACGACCGCAAGGCGAAUGGACCCGUGUAUAAACCCGGAGAUCGUGUUUGGCUGCACCGUCCUUUGGCCCCACCAGGAACAUGCAGCAAGUUCCACCAACCUUGGAAAGGACCUUAUGAAGAUGUGUUUGCUCGGUCUCCCACUACAUUCGUCCUACGUAACCUCCAAUGGCCCCAAGACGAUGUUAUAACGGCACACUACAACCAAUUGAAGCCAGACAGAACGACGAUGCACUCAGAUACCCCGUUUGUCAAUCCACUGACUGCCGUCAGCCACUAUGAAGUGCCACCAGAAGGAGGGGUAGCAUACCCAUGUCCAGCACUAGGCACUGAGGACAGUGUCUCAUGGAGAGGGGGUAUUGUGACGGUAUUAAAAUCAUUACAUAUGACGUUGCUAAUGGCAACAAAGAGUGAACGUACUAGAAGAAGAGGAACAAGCCUUAAGCAGCCUGAACCUGCAAAACAAUGAAUCAACCCAUUUUGUAAUAAGCUUCCCCCUUUGUACUCGAACCGCGUCUUUCAAUUUGUAAAUAUAUCUGUUGUACCAGUACGCCGUGUUCUUACUUCAGUGGCAUUUACCGGUCCUGACUGUUGUGUUGUGUUUCAGAUCACUCCUGCUUGCAAGUAGACUUUUAUAGUACGGCUGACGUAUCUGAAAAUAAGUUUUCAAAUAUGUCGAGGGAUCUGUAGAGCAG